Plasmodium gonderi is the source of this 798-nucleotide messenger RNA. RefSeq names its product variable surface protein. Bases 1 to 798 code for a protein of 265 amino acids. The record is from RefSeq and is a predicted model, not a curated record. The transcript is spliced from 3 exons. NCBI's taxonomy places the organism in Eukaryota, Apicomplexa, Aconoidasida, Haemosporida, Plasmodiidae.
AUGAGGAUUAAUAAAUCUUUGCCAAAUAAAGAUCAAAUAUACGGAAUCCUACUUGAUAUAAAUCAUGAUUUUGAAAAUGAAAUACAAUAUGAUAAUACAGGUGUGUCAUCAACUAAUGAUCCGGUAUUACGAAAUAUAGCCUUAUAUAUUUCAAAAAUUUAUAACCAUUUUAAUGUUCUUUGUUCGAUACAUUCAUAUCCUAAAGAAGAUUGUAAGGAUAUAUGUAAAUAUAUAAACAAAUGGUUAAACCAAAAAAAAUCCAUUUAUACAUGUGAUAAUCAAUGCAAUUUUAACAAAACACUAUGGGAUAAAUAUAUUGAAGAGUUAUGGAAUAGCUUAGUGAAGAAAGAUGAGGGCAUUGAAUGGUGCUCUAGAGAUAAUGAAGUAAAUACAAAUGCAUUUCCCACAAAGAUGAUUCCGAAUAGUUGUUAUAAAAAUGCUCCCACUGAAUUCUCUAUUAGCUGUGUGGACAAUGAAGUCGUUCGAAUAGUUGAAAGGGUGACAGAAUGUCCCAUUCAUGAUGCUUCGAUAGACGAAAUCUCAACUAGGUUGUCAACAAAAUCUACAAUGAUUGCUUCAGUGGGCUACAUACUUUUUGUAAUGGUUGUAAUUGUUUUUUCAUUUUAUAAAUUUAGUCCCGUUAAAAGCAAUUAUUACAGAAUAAUCGAACGGAUUAAAGGAUUUGGUAAGAGUAAGAAUGAGAAAGAAAUUCAAUGCAAUUUCAAAAAUUGGGGUACUUCUCAAAUGUUUUCAGAAAAUGAUAAUUGCAAAUUACAUUAUAAUAACAGCGUAAUAUAA